Molecule: messenger RNA, 1146 nt
Organism: Paracoccidioides brasiliensis Pb18
Product: ATP synthase complex assembly protein ATP12
Exons: 2
Coding region: 1-1146 (381 amino acids)
Biological process (GO): mitochondrial proton-transporting ATP synthase complex assembly
Cellular component (GO): mitochondrion
Source: RefSeq, a predicted model, not a curated record
AUGAAACCAAUCUCGAGGAUAUCCACAUCUACUCUUUUUACCCCCAGGUCCCCUUUACGCCUCCCGUGGGUUGAUAGUCACACUCGCCAUGUCCACUCAUCGAUAGCAAAAGGCGCUGUCGCCCAUCCCAUAAGCGUCCGUGGCCCGCCACCAAAGCCGCCCGUUCCGUCUUCCGAAUUCCUCGAGCGCAUUGAGCGGAGAAAGAAACAGUCGGAGCUUAUGCAACAGGAGAACGUUUCGGAAGUACAACAGGGGACGAAGACAACGAUAAGUCUGCUGAAAAGGCGUUUCUGGAAGGAUGUCCAUGUAAAAGAAGUGGCCGACGGGCAUCAAGUCCUCCUUGACUCGUUCCCUGUGCGAACCCCAGAAAAGAAAAUCAUCACUAUCCCGCCCUCAAAACCACAUCUUGCCCAUGCCAUCGCGCUCGAAUGGGACCUCCUCGUCUCCUCCCACCAGGCUCUAAAACAUCACUUAAUCCCACUGACCGCUCUAACAGCCCGUGCGCAAGAUGUCGCCUUGCAGGAUGCUGCCGGCCAAGAUACCAUCCGCAACGAAAUCUUGAAAACCACAAUGCGAUAUUUGGACACGGACACAUUGCUAACCUGGGCGCCGGAGAAGAAUAUACAUGAUCCUGAUACCCACGGCGAGGAGGUAGCAGAAUCGAGACAGGGGGUGAGAGAAGGGGAGGCGCAGGAGUCGCUACGUGACAUCCAAAUCAAAACAGCUAUGCCGAUCAUCAACUUCUUAACAGAGAAAGUGUGGCCAGGCAUUGAGAUUAAGCCUGCAUUGGAGGCCGAUAGUAUCAUACCUACCUCACAGACGCAGAUAACCAAGGACGUUAUACGCGGGUGGAUCUACGGCUUGCCGGCGUAUGAGCUAGCGGGGCUGGAGCGGGCUGUUCUAGCUAGCAAGAGUUUACUUGUGGCAGCGCGGUUCAUUGUUGAGUGGAGUGAAGAGUUUCGCAAUCUGCAGCCGGAAGGGCGGAGGGAGUUUGGCAUUGAGAAGGCGGCAGAGGCGUCGACGCUGGAGGUUACGUGGCAGACGGGAAAGUGGGGGGAGGUGGAAGACACUCACGAUGUUGAUCGGGAGGAUGUGAGGAGGCAGCUUGGAUCGGUUGUGCUGCUUGUGAGUGGAGAGCGGAGAUAA